AUGGAUUUAGCAGUUUCUCACGAAGAUACUCAAAUUUUAUUGAAGGACAAAAAUGUCUUGCAGGAAUCUGUAAUUGAUAAAUACAGAACUGCUGGUUCCAUUGCUCAAACUGCUUUGAAACAUGCAACAGACUUAAUCAAUAACUCUUACCAUUAUAAGACCACUGAUAUUCCAUUGACUAUUGCGGAGAUAUGUCUUUUAACUGAUUCUUUCAUUAUCAGACGUUUAGAACAAUUCUACAAGAACAAAGUUAAUGAAAGAGGUAUUGCUAUCCCUACUAGCAUUGAUAUUGAUCAAAUUUCUUCUGGUUUCUCACCAGAAAUGGAUGAUGUAGAAAAUUUACAAAACUGGAAUAAGUUGUCUGAGGAAAAUACUUUUGGUUCUUCCAUUACUGGUGUUUUAAAACAAGGUGAUUUAGUUAAAAUUACUUUAGGUGUACACAUUGAUGGUUAUACUUCUGAGGUUUCUCAUACUAUGGUUAUCUAUCCAGUUGAUGAAACCAAUACAAAACCUUCUGGACCACUUUUGGGUGGUAAAGCUGAUGCUAUUGCUGCUGCUCAUAUCGCAAUGGAAACUGUUGUUGCAUUAUUGGCUUGUGCUUUAACCCCAGAAAAACUUCCAAAAAGUUUAGGCUCUAAUGGACAGCAUAUCAAUGGUCACUUGAUUAGAUUGGUUGUCGAUACUAUUGCUCGUUCCUAUAACUGUGCCGUUGUCCCUAACUCCCGUGUUCGUAGAAUUAGAAGAUUUUUAGCUGGGCAAAAUGAAGGUAUUGUUGCUGAAAGAGAUUAUAAAGGUGUUGUUUGGACUGAAUCCCACCAAGAAGCAAAUUUGAUUUCUAUGGCUGAUGAUUCAAUUAAGGACUUGGCUAUUGUAGACCGUAAUGCUACCACUGCUGGUGAUUCUAUCUCACAAUCAGCUAUUCCUAAGGAUGAUUUUAUUGUUGAAGCUGGGGAAGUUUAUUUAAUUGACUUAAGAUUUUGUCCAUUAGAUAAAAUUACCAAAAAAGGUUUGAUAACUUUAGAAACAAUUGAUUCAUAUACAGGUAAAUCUCACAAAAAAGAUCAAUUAGUUGCCAGAGCUGGUUCUUUUGUUAGAGACCAUGCUCAGUCACAUACUUUAAAACUCAAGACUUCAAGAUCUUUAUUGUCAAAAAUUGACAAGCAAAGUGUUUAUCCAUUUAAAUUGUCCCAUUUAUCGUCAGCCUUUCCAUUCACUGAAGAAAUGGCGGCUCAAAAAUUGCCUGAAUUAAAACAAGAUUUAAAAUCUUUUAGAUUGGGUAUGAGUGAAAUUACAAAUAAUUAUUUAUGUGUUGAUACCCCAAUUCAAGUUGCUAAAUGGGUUCCAUGGGAUCAUAUCUUGAAGUCUACAAAUCCAUCUGGUAAUCUAAGUUAUGAUGCUUCUGCAGCAUUAACUUUACCAGGUCAUGAAUUACCGUUACCAAAAUUAGGUGUUUCUGCAUUGAAAUUAAAAUCACUAUUAAAUUCUACUAAAGAAACUACCAGUUUACCAGUGGCUCGCGAAUGUUCUACAGUUAUCUUAUGUGGUACUGAUGUUAACUUAACUGACAAACCAGAAUUGAUUAGAUUAACUGGUGGUUCCAAAACAUGUCAACCAAGUUGGAUUCAUUCUAAUUAUGAAUUAAACAAUCAAGAUUCAAUAGUACAAGGUAUCUUCCAAUUGGCUUCAUUGACUAAGGAUAAGAGAUUCGGUUUAGCUUUAAGGGAGACUCAACCAAUGAAAUCACUUAAGGAAUAG
Henningerozyma blattae CBS 6284 is the source of this 1755-nucleotide messenger RNA. RefSeq names its product putative hydrolase (gene ARX1). Lineage: Eukaryota; Fungi; Ascomycota; Saccharomycetes; Saccharomycetales; Saccharomycetaceae. The record is from RefSeq and is a predicted model, not a curated record. The transcript has a single exon. Bases 1 to 1755 code for a protein of 584 amino acids.